Acipenser ruthenus (sterlet) is the source of this 2467-nucleotide messenger RNA. RefSeq names its product protein FAM110A-like. The record is from RefSeq and is a predicted model, not a curated record. The coding region runs from base 1003 to 2157 and encodes 384 amino acids. NCBI's taxonomy places the organism in Eukaryota, Metazoa, Chordata, Actinopteri, Acipenseriformes, Acipenseridae. The transcript is spliced from 2 exons.
CCGCUCCUCCUACGAUAAUGGGCAUGGUUUAAACGCAGUUAGAAGAGGAGGAGACGCGGUAGCAAGCAGAGGGAGGUUGAUGAGCGAAAGUACUCACCCAUUGCGCGCAGUACAGUAUAUUGAUUGAUACGAGGCGGGCAGCGGCAGGCUUACAAACAUCCCUGUCACCAACCCUGAGUAAGAGGGACUAGAUAAGUGUCUGGCUGAGCCGAGGCAAGACGCACUCAUUAAACUGGAAGAACGGAACUGGUGAGACACACGAGCGUACAUGUGGAAUUGGAAUAGAAGCAGAGGAGGAUGACUGAGGCAGCGUCACGCAUGGACAAGACUCCUCUUUGGAAAAGCGUUCUUUCCAGGACAGGCCUGUGAAGCCUGUUUUGUCUGUCACUUUUCCAGUGGAGAAAAUUAUAAAUCAAUUGCCAACAAAGUUUGACAACAAAUACUCCAGAGACCACAGUCUGGACUGAAGAAAAUACAUAUCCACCGAACAUUGUACUCUGAAGAGCUUUCUGCUAUUUCUGUCAUUGUUUGUGUUGUUUUUCUGUGGGAAGCAGGCUGCUAAUUUAGGAACAAUCUUGGAAGAAAGAAAAAAGGACUGCAAUUAUCGGAGUGCCUCUAUAACUACUGAAUAUAGAUAUCAAUUUGUUUAGCAGCUCAAGAGCCCAACAAAGAAACUAGUUUUAGAAAACCCACUGUGAUAUUGUGGCUGUGUGAAUUGCUACUCUUCUAAUGCCGCAUUUCCUAGAUUUUGACUCUGGGGACACUUAGGGCUGUGCUCUUAGAGAGAGAGAGAGAAACAAGGGAAAAAAAGGAAAGCCUGACUUGCAGAGUGAAAAGGACCUUUCUUUUAGACAGUCAUAGCAUAACCCUGGGACAGAUUUUAGACUGAUGGUUCUUUAAUACAGGACACACAGACUGCAAACUUUGCCUGUCUCUUACUUUGUCGCUGGAUUGGACCUAGACCAUCCUUUGCUUUGAUGUCUUUACCUAGAGCGGCUGAAAAUGAAGCCACUCACGCCAAUUGGUUCCCCGUCUCCACUGCGGCUUCUGAACAAGGGCCCCGAGUACCUGCGCAGGCAGAUGGACAGCGGCAGCAGGGGGCGUUCGGUGAGCGCCGUGGAGCAACUGGAGGCUGACAAGGCCAAGUACGUGAAAAGCCAGCAGGUGAUCAACACCAAGCAGGAGCCAGUGCUUGUGCCUUGUGCUACUCCCCCACCGCAGCCGAGAAGACCCUUCACAGUGCCACAUGCCACAACCCCUCUGCAGCCCAGGAAGUUCAGCGCUCCCUGUGCCAGUCCCUCAUCCCUGCCCAGGAGAUCCUUUAUCCUCUGUGAUGACGAUGUCUUCAAAGACCUGGAUGCCAAGAAGGAGAACCGCAGCUUGUUGGUGCACAAGAAUAUCAGGAACAUCCAGGUCACCCCUUCGGUCCAAAGCCCCCCGGUUCUACGUAGAGGCACUGGCAAGAGAAUGCUGAGGCCAGACUCCCUGAUCAUCUACAGGCAGAAACGGGAGUGCAAUACCUCCAGCAGGGAUACCAAAGGGAACAGCUUUGUCAAGCGCUUGUUUCAGGGCUCCAUGAGGGAGAAGCACACCCCUGAGAAGCUCAUCAUCAGCGAAGAGAAGUCCCCCUCGAAAGAGGAGGAUUCUCGGAUGUCUUGGGCCAACGAAAAGGAGAGCCCCAAGAGUGACCAAAGUGAAAGGGAACUCUUUGUAGCCCCUAGCACCCCGCAGACCUCGGAGAAGAGAGACAAAGAGACAACCGACACUGGCGAUGAGUCCACCAACCCAGCCACUUUAAGGAAAACAGGGCUUCAGCGAUCCAAGUCGGAGUUGUGGUUGCGGUACUCGUUGGACUUGUCUGAGAAAGAGCAUUUCUUCAGCUACUGCGGGCUGGACCUGGAGAUAGUGGACAGAAUAGGGCUGGAGAACUUCUACACGGCCAGCUCGGAUACCGUGUCUCUGCUGCUGCGGAGCGCCAGCAUGGGCGGCUCGGAACCCAGCGAGUUCUCCCGCCGUAGCGGGGAGGGGCUGUUUGAGGAGGAAGUAACCGAGCAGAGCCCUACCGGAGUAUCUGUGAUCGAGCGGAACGCCCGGGUUAUCAAGUGGCUUUAUGGGUGCAGGAACGCCAAAGACACUCCCAAAGAAUCCACAGUGUAACAGGACGGCAAGCUGGGACUUUGAAAAUGCUGUUAUACUUUGAAACUAAUAUUUUAGAUUCCUUGACAAAACAUGACGACCAUGUGCUGGUAUAUUUUAUUUAUUUUUAAUGUGUACCGAUGCGCAAUUUCUUCAUCUCAUCUAAGCCUUACGGAAAAAGAAAGUGUAAAUAAUGUAUUUAUGUUUUGUUGAUUGAAACGUAGACAUCAGAAUGCCCAGCAAUUUAAUCUCCAAAUUUGAAAUGUUCAUAAUUUGAAAGCAGGCUGUAACUGAUGGAAACAACAAAAUAAAAUCCAAACUAUUUUAAUAA